ACAAAAGUGUGUAAUCAAUCAAAUUAUUAAAGUUAAAACAGAAGCUAGUAAAUAAAUGCACCGGUAAAAAUGGAAGACGUGGAAGACAAAGAGAACAAAAUUGAAAUUGUUUACAAAAAUGAAAGCAAGUUUUUAUUCAUCACCGAUAGAAAACUUGCUAAAAGUAUUUUACAAGAGUAUUAUCCAAAAGGUGGAAUGUUAACCUCUAAAGUUGUCGGUGAAACUCUCAUGCUUGUUUGUGAUGAAGCAUUUAUAUACUUGAAACCAAACAUAAAUAAAUAUGAGUACAAUCUGAAAGAAGACGAUAUGCGUAUUACAGCUGUCAAAAAUCCAAUAAAGGAACCAAGUGGAAGAUUUUUGGAAAUCUUAGAAAAAAUUGGUGGCAGCGUCAAAGACUGUGAUAAUAAGCCCACAACUAAGCACAAAAGGUCAUGAAUAAAAAACAAG
This is a messenger RNA of Copidosoma floridanum, 447 nucleotides long. RefSeq lists its product as uncharacterized. The record is from RefSeq and is a predicted model, not a curated record. Lineage: Eukaryota; Metazoa; Arthropoda; Insecta; Hymenoptera; Encyrtidae. Gene Ontology annotation, biological process: protein phosphorylation. Gene Ontology annotation, molecular function: protein serine/threonine kinase activity; ATP binding. Gene Ontology annotation, cellular component: cytoplasm.